CCGAAUUGUGUGGGCAGCUAGCUGGUCGAAGAAGAAGAAGAAGGAGAAGAAGAAGCAAGGCCUCGAGCAGGUAUGGCGAGCAGCUGGCUAUGCGCGCCACAUCUACACGGAGGACUCCAUCCCUCCUUCAUCGUCGAUUCCGCUUCGCCAUUACAGAAAUGCCGCAUUCGCACCCCUAGUAUGUCUCGGCCGGCGAUCGGAAACAGUAAUUCUGGCCGCCGCAGCAGAAUCAAAUGUGGAAGCAGCUUCAAUUAUAACAGCUCGGGCACUCAGCCCCAAAGAAGCGGAAUUCAGCUUUAUCAAGAUAUUGAAAGACUGCUCACUAGCACAGCCAAGAAGUCUCAAGAUACUUGGGGCACCUCAAAAGAUUGGAAGGAAGUUGAGGGAACAUGGGUAUUAGGACCACGAAACACAAAACCAAGGCUAAUUGUACACUUUGUUGGAGGUGUUUUCGUUGGGGCUGCUCCUCAGCUUACCUACCGCCUAUUCUUGGAGCGUCUUGUUGAGAAGGAUAUAUUGGUGAUUGCUACUCCUUAUGCAAGUGGUUUUGAUCACAACUUCAUUGCAGAUGAGGUGCAGUUCAAAUUUGAUAGGUGUCUUCGAUUUCUCCAGGAAACAGCACAAGAUCUUCCUAUUUUUGGCAUUGGCCAUUCGCUGGGUUCUGUUAUUCACCUUUUGAUUGGCUCAAGGUAUGCUAUUCAGAGAAGUGGGAACGUAUUAAUGUCAUUUAACAAUAAGGACGCGAGCCUUGCGAUUCCAUUGUUCUCUCCCUUUCUUGUCCCAAUGGCACAAAGCGUUGGACCAUUUCUUUCACAAAUUGCAACUUCACCAACGGUUCGUCUUGGGGCAGAGAUUACUCUAAAGCAACUAGAGACUCUUAGCCCUGCAAUUGUGAAGCAAGUACUUCCUUUGGUUGAACAACUUCCUCCUUUGUACAUGGACUUGAUUAAUGGAAGAGAAAAUUUCAUUCCUAGGCCUGAAGAAACAAAAAAACUGAUAAAGUCAUACUAUGGCAUUCCAAGGAAUCUAUUGAUAAAGUUCAAAGAUGAUACAAUUGAUGAAACUCCAGUACUUGCUCAGCUGCUUAGUACGGAUUCUGCUAUCAGUUCAAUGCUGGAUAUGUCUAUUCGAUCUCUACCAGGAGGCCAUGGGCUGCCCCUACACCAGGCUCUGGCAAUGACAAAUGCUGUUAACAAGAGCGGGGAGCUUCUGGCGAAUUUGACUGCAGGAACACCGUGGGAAAGCUUCGCUAAAGAAAUGGGCAAUGCUUUGGGUGGUGUGGAUUCGAAUGUCAUUCGUGCUGAAGAAUCAAAAGACCUUGAUCUGCUCAUACAUGUAACCACUUCAUGGAUGGCUUCAAAUUCUGGGCCUAGACUUCCACCAAGCAGCUGAGCUUGUUACUCAUCAUGCCCCCCACAAAAAGCAAGAAAACAAAAGAUCAGGUAUUUAAGUAUGAGUGAAAUAAUAUCUUAAUAUAGAUUCGGAGUAUUAUUAUUUUAAUGACUUCUUUUUAUAAAUAAAAUACGCUUGGUGUG
Molecule: messenger RNA, 1535 nt
Organism: Cuscuta campestris
Lineage: Eukaryota; Viridiplantae; Streptophyta; Magnoliopsida; Solanales; Convolvulaceae
Source: the annotation of a GenBank genome assembly